Ectocarpus sp. CCAP 1310/34 is the source of this 925-nucleotide messenger RNA. The record is from the annotation of a GenBank genome assembly. NCBI's taxonomy places the organism in Eukaryota, Phaeophyceae, Ectocarpales, Ectocarpaceae.
GGUGUUGGCCAUUUGGUUCAGCAUGCAGAUGCUAGAAGUUGCUGUGCAGAGAUUUGAACGUAAUGAACAACGAUGGGAACAAGGUCAUUUCCUGUGCCGCGUGGCCCGGCAGGUUUUGAACCCUGCGUACGACUGCAUCCCACCCAAUCUCGUCGAUCUCUACAUCACCAACAUGGGGGGCUUGCAACCGUCGUACAUCUACCGGCUGUUGGCGGAGUACUACCACAGGGAUGACUUGAUCAUCUCCCCUUGAGAUGAGCAGGUCAGCCGUUUAUGGUACCAAUUUCUGGGUCGUCGGUGUGGGUAGUUGGUUGGGAGUUUGAGGAUUCGUUCACUUCUGUAGCAGCGGUAGGGGCUGGGCAGUGUAGUGCCGUGUGACGAUCAUGCCAGCCUGGAUCACUCCGACUUCCGUUUCAAGGUGUUUCGCUAGUUCGCUGCGCACGUAUGUGUCAUGGAAUUCCAUCGCCGAGUUUGAAACGUAAGAGUGGCCAAGUGCCAGUCAUGAGUGUGCAUGUACCCGCUCCCAUUAUCAUGGGCUAACUUGCGUUGGCAUCCGUCGUUACGGGUUCUGUGUGGUAGACCAUACUCCAGCAAUGGCCCUUUUGGCUGUAGCGAAUGGGCCGUGCGACUCCAUUCAUUCGGUUGUUGUAGCGGACGCACGACAGCAGUAGCCUCACAGGAUUUUGUAGAGAGAAACCGUGAACGUUUCCUGCGCAAGGAUAUUCGGAACUACGCUUGUUCUUGCGGAGAUGGAAGCGUAGAGUUCAAGCUUGACGGCCUUAUUGAAGUUGCCAUGGCGACAAAAGGCUCUGACGACAAGGUGGGAUGAAGGUGGCUUCUCUCAACUUGUCGAGCAGAGUGGGACCUGCUUCGAUUACAUCAAACUCGAGGGACACAUGGGGACACGACGUGGGUCUUGGCGUCC